Molecule: messenger RNA, 3998 nt
Organism: Monopterus albus (swamp eel)
Lineage: Eukaryota; Metazoa; Chordata; Actinopteri; Synbranchiformes; Synbranchidae
Gene: pgap6
Product: post-glycosylphosphatidylinositol attachment to proteins 6
Exons: 13
Coding region: 108-2426 (772 amino acids)
Cellular component (GO): membrane
Source: RefSeq, a predicted model, not a curated record
AAGAAGGAGGAUACAUAGCGGUUUCCUGGUAGUGAUAGAUUACAUUGGUGUGCAAAUACGGGUGGUUAAAAAGAAGAUGUAAUGGUUAACGAAGUUGGAAAGGAAACAUGGAGGUUUGUCUUUUACGUCGUCUCCUUUUCGUCGCCUUGAUAGCUUGGGCGUUAGGAGACGAUGAUCAGGUGACGUUUGUAUCAGAGCUCUCGUCCAAACCAGCACAGAAGUUGUCAAAGUACGGGUGGUACGGCAACGUACGACUGCAGAGGUUUCAUGUGCCGGAGGAGACUGCCAUUGCUCGCUGGCUCUUCUCCAUCACCAAGGGCCACAGCUUCCACUGUGGACAGCACAACGUCACCAUCCAUAUUCGAUGGGGGGCUCCUCCAGUUAUAAAUCCGACAGGUUCGGUGUUUCCCAAUGCAACACUAUGGAGCCCCAGCCUCUCUCUGACUCUUCCGGUAACCUCACACAGCUCCACUACCUUUAACCUCUCCGACCCCAAUCCUGGUGAUUGGUAUAUUGCUGCCCACUUGCCUGAAGAUGAUGGGCGCAUUGAGCAGAAGGGCUUUCCGUCCUGCUCCUACUUCUUCCAGCCUCAACUUGCAAUCAGGAGAGCAGUGGACACACCCAUUUUAGAGCAGGGCACAUCCGUCCACCAGACUGCAGCCCCUGACAGACCUGCACGCCUUAAGUUGUAUAUUCCAGAGUUUGCCUCUUCUCUCUCCGUCUCUGUGACUGACUGUUCAUCGGGGGGGAAAGCAGUCGGUGGAAACUGUUGGCUGGUCCUCAGGCUUGGCUCUGCCUCUCUGCAGCACAAGCCAGUAACAGUGAACUGCUCAGGGACUGGCUGCUCUGCAACUCUCUCAAAUCCACCCUGGGACACCUGGUUACGAGUUGUUGUUGAGAGCAGCCAAGACAACCAUACUGUAACCUUUAGUAUCUUCUCAAACUACACAGUGGGAUGUAAGCCAGAAAGUGUAGGCCUUAAAGUAGAUGAUGACUUCAACAGGCUGCGUGGCAACAGCAGCUUUUCCAACUAUAUAUCAGCAGACAACAGCUCAGUGGUUAAUGGCACAGUUGCCCUUAGCAACAAAUCAGAAUCAGCGGUACCACUGUUGUCAGCGUCAGCGUGUGUGUGGAGCGUCCCCGUGCUCUACGAGGAGGUGGAUGUUCUCUCACUCCGAUUCACCCCCGUCAACGGACCCAGCGUCAGUGUUACAAAUACACACCCCACGCUGCUCACCUACCCACUGUACACACAAGCCAGUGGUGGUACACUCAACCUGCAGCUCACAUUCAACACUACUAAUGUAACCCUGGGGAACAGCAGCAGUGUGGUGGCCUGUCUGUCUCCCUUCUCUCCAGUCCUCAAGCUCAACCACUCUCAGCCUUGUCUUACAGCUUUGUUUGGAGGAUAUGGUGUUCACAUAAAUGCCAGUUUUCCUAAAGCUGUGAUCCAGCUGCCUUUCCCUCAGUCAGCAACAUGGUACCUCACCUUGCAGCUCACAUGCAACAGCAGUGACUGUGGUAAUGCAUCAGUGGUGCCUGUGGUCCCAGAUGUGUUUAUUAGUGCCUGUGUAGAGGACUGUGGGACAUACGGUGAAUGUAGACUGCUGAGAUCCUACAGCUACCUGUAUGCUAGCUGCGUCUGCAAGGCUGGCUGGAGUGGUUGGGGCUGCACUGAUGAUAGGACAGCUCAGUCAUACAGUCGUCAGAUGACGGCAACUCUGCUGCUCACGCUCAGCAAUCUGUUCUUCCUGCCUGCUGUUGUAGUGGCCAUCAGACGCUGCUACAUCACAGAGGCUUCUGUCUACCUCUUCACCAUGUUCUUCUCCACGUUCUACCAUGCAUGUGACCAGCCAGGUAUAGCCGUACUGUGUAUUAUGGACUAUGACACCCUACAAUACUGUGACUUCCUGGGGUCAGUUUGUUCCAUCUGGGUCACCAUCCUGUGUAUGACUCGCAUCAAGGACACAUUCAAAUAUACAGUGUUUAUGCUCGGGGCUUUGCUGAUUGCCAUGUCAAUGCAGUUGGACCGCAAAGGCCUGUGGAACCUGCUGGGCCCCGUCCUCUGUGCACUGCUGUUCAUGGUCACCGCAUGGGUGUAUCGAGGAGUGCAGCGUCGACAUUGUUACCCGCCAUCUUGCCGACGCUGGGUCUUCUACCUUCUCCCCGGGGCAAUGUGUGCUUUGAUCGGGGUAUGCUUGUACAUUUUCGCCGAGACAGAGGAAAAUUACUACUACAUACACUCACUGUGGCACAUCCUGGUGGCCAGCUGCGUGGUGUUCCUGCUUCCACCAAAGGAGAAGAAAAUUGAGGCACUGGGCUGGAGCAGGGGCUGGAGCUGGAGUUGGAGUUGGAGCUGGAGACCCCGGGUGUGUGGGUACACUCUCUGUCAGAACGGAAAGGAUGAACUCUACACUGUCACAUAGUGGUGCAAAAGAUGCACCACUAUGAUGCAAAGUGGCUCGAUACAGUAUUGAUUGUUAGCACUACAAACAUUCACAGAAGGUAAAUAUUUAUACACAAGCACAGGGUUUCUGCUGGUGGUGGCAGAGUGUGUUUAAACCUCUGACUCUUCAAAGUUUAUUAUUAUAUUCAGUAAAGCAUUUUAAAAUCAAAUCUAAUCAAUUCUAAUAAAUGUUCAUAUAAAUGUGCAACUAUUCUUAUAUAUAAGUUAAAAAAAAAACUAUCUCCAAAGGUCUUAUAUUAGUAUAAAAAUGCAAACCUGCAGACAACACACACACACACAGGCAGCACAUCUAACCCAAACUGAACCUGUUGGAACCUCCAAGGUGCACCAGCCUAAGCUUAAACCUCAAGGCCUCCAGGUGGCACACCCACUGACCUUUGACCUCAUGGCCAGGAGUUUAUACAUACUACUGUAUACGUACAUAUUUUACUAGGUUAGGAACUGAAUGUUUGAAAAUAUUUAUAACAAAUAACACUUUGUGGACCUCUUGAAUCUUUAUAUUAAGUCUAUCACUGAAUCUACAGAUGAAAAUAUGCUAUAUAUAUAAUGGAUGUAAACACUCCUCACACUCCCAUUCUUUCAUAUUUCCAUCAGCCCGGGGCAGAAUUUGAUCAACCUGAAUUGUGUUUAACUGUCAGAUAUUUAAGUCUUUAAAAUAGUCCCAGCUCCAGCUCAGUCUGUGGUCUUCAUCUGUUUGCUUUUUAUCUUCAGAGGAGUUAACUGCACAUUACUGAAUCAGAAGAGUCAAAUAUGCACAGUGGAAACCAUUUAAAACCAGCAAACUUUGCAAUAGAUUCUCAGACGCUGGUCACGUUUAGGUGCAGUGAUUUGGGACACAGGGGUCUUUGCUCAUUUCUUUAAACAACACCAUGUCUUUAAACAGCAUACAUACAGCUUGUGCUGAAACUGGGUACAUCUCAAGUCUUUUAUAAGAUUGUUCCUGCUUUUAUGGCCUGAGGCCAUCCCAAGUCUCUUAUGUCAGUUCUGAGGAGCAAGGAAGCUGCUGAAGGAGCCACGACCGAGGAUACAGCCUUCGUGGAAGUUUUUUUUUUUUUUUUAUGAACCAACAUGCCCAUUUAUCAAAAAGCAUUGGAUGCUUCAGAUGAAGGAUCAGAGGAAAGGGCAUCUUGUCAUUAAUGACGUGUUUCCUCGAGUCCUCUCCCCACACAUGUUUUCCUCUUAUUUGGACUAAGACACGAGGAAAAACCACAAGUGAGGGAAAUGACAGUGCUUAUAAGAGACUUGGGAUGUACCCAUAGGCCUUUCUUGUUUUGACUAUUCCUGGUUGUGUUUUCAUCUUCACUAUUUAUGACCACUUUUUACUAAGAUUCAUUCUGAAGCACUUUUAUAAUUAGAAAGCUGAUUCUACUAUGUAAUCUAAGUAGCCCAUAUGUGUAUGAAUGGACACAAUGAAUGUAUAUUCAGAUUACUGUGUCCAGUGCUGCCUCUUUUAACUGUCUUGUGCAAAUUAGUGCACUGUACUGUAUGUGUGAGUUUGUCUUCUAUACUAGUAAAGCUACUGAGCACUUUC